Molecule: messenger RNA, 987 nt
Organism: Hyposmocoma kahamanoa
Lineage: Eukaryota; Metazoa; Arthropoda; Insecta; Lepidoptera; Cosmopterigidae
Product: chymotrypsin-1-like
Exons: 7
Coding region: 1-852 (283 amino acids)
Biological process (GO): proteolysis
Molecular function (GO): serine-type endopeptidase activity
Source: RefSeq, a predicted model, not a curated record
AUGUGUGAGCAUUGGUUUUUUAAGUCUUUUUUCGUACUUGGGAUUAUUUUGCCCGUAUUAGUAACAUCAGAGUUCUUCACAUCCGAAGAUGGACGAGAAGACUGGGAAAGGAUAGUAGGAGGAACAAAAGCGAAGAAUGGUUCCGUACCUUACCAAGUAUCGUUACGAAUUUGGGGUGUCUGGCAUUUCUGUGGAGCCUCAAUCGUCACUCCUCGGGUGAUAUUAACCGCUGCCCACUGUGUUGAUAGGCUCAAACCCGAAUACUUCACGGCUAUAGUUGGAACCAAUCAACUGCGCUCUGGCGGCACGUCGUACAAAAUCCGCAAAAUUGUCAAACAUGAGAACUAUGAUGAUUAUGUUAUUAAAAACGAUAUUGCAGUAUUGUUUACUCAGGAUGAGAUGGAAUUCGGAGACAAGGUCGAUGCUAUAGAACUUAACGACGAACCUGUUGAAAAGGGUGAAGAACUACUUUUAACUGGCUGGGGAACUACUUCUUAUCCCGGCCGCAUACCCAACGAUCUAAUGCAGCUGGAACUACGUUCCAUCACAUACGAGGAGUGUAAGGAAGCUCACAAGAACAUCAACCCUGUCUUCGAAACGCAAGUCUGCGCUCUCACUCAUGCUGGAGAAGGCGCUUGCCAUGGCGACUCUGGAGGUCCACUUGUGAGAGAACUACGUCAGAUAGGCAUCGUUUCUUGGGGCAUUCCCUGCGCAAGAGGAAAACCUGAUGUUUAUACUAAGGUGGAAGCCUUCAUGCGUUGGAUAGAGAAGACACUAUACGAUGACGACGAAGACCAUCUUAAAUAUCUCCACAAGAGAAGAACCAAUAGACAUAGGAAAUCAAUAAUUUAAUCAACUUUGACACUUAUGGAAAGAUAUUAACAACGAUAUUGUAUUGUACUUUUGGGCUGAUUUUGUUAAUUUUAUUGUUAUUUGUAGGUACCGUUGUAAAAUUAUUGCAUUAAGAUACAAUUUGAGCAUUGUACU